Cuscuta epithymum is the source of this 426-nucleotide messenger RNA. The record is from the annotation of a GenBank genome assembly. NCBI's taxonomy places the organism in Eukaryota, Viridiplantae, Streptophyta, Magnoliopsida, Solanales, Convolvulaceae.
UCUCUUUUUCGUUGGACUUGAGCGUAUUCUACACCAAAUUGCUCUCGAGACCAGAGAAUCUUUGCAAGCUCUCUCUUUUAAAAUGGAAGCCAAGGUGCCCAGAUUCUUCAUGGUGUUGCCUCCUGGUUUUGAAGCCAGACUGAGGCUUCCACCGAUUAUAUCAUGGAAACUGGGUGAAAAGAAGGCACAAAAAGUUUUGUUAAUAACAGGAAAGGGAACCUCUCCGGUCACAAUCCAGAAGUUUCAAGAUGGGAGGCUAUGGUUCACCAAGGGGUGGCAUGCUUUUGUCCUCAAACAUGGCCUUGUUGCUGGAGACUAUAUCACUUUUAAAUACAUGGGUAGCUCUAAUUUCAAAGUCACAGUUUAUAGUGAGACCUGCUGUGAGAAGUUUUUCAUUGAUGAACCUAAGGCAGAAGUUAAGGGUCA